Molecule: messenger RNA, 2571 nt
Organism: Vanderwaltozyma polyspora DSM 70294
Lineage: Eukaryota; Fungi; Ascomycota; Saccharomycetes; Saccharomycetales; Saccharomycetaceae
Gene: WAR1
Product: War1p
Exons: 1
Coding region: 1-2571 (856 amino acids)
Biological process (GO): regulation of DNA-templated transcription
Cellular component (GO): nucleus
Molecular function (GO): DNA-binding transcription factor activity, RNA polymerase II-specific; zinc ion binding; transcription cis-regulatory region binding
Source: RefSeq, a predicted model, not a curated record
AUGAAUUCUGAACAAAAUGUUUCAGCGAGAUUAAAUGAAUACUAUGGGUCAUCCGAUAGAAAUAUGAACAAUGAUGAUAAUUCGAGAAACUAUAAUAUAACAGUGAUUACAGGUGUUAAUAGUGAUGAUCCUAGGUUAUCAGUACCGACUAGGAUUAAUAGUAGCGAAUGGGAGAAAAGGAAGAGAAAUACUUUUGCCUGUAUAAGUUGCCAUGCUUCUAAGCAAAAAUGUGUACCAUCUGAUUUAGAUGAUAUAUUCUUAAAGCCAUGUCAAAGAUGUUUUAGAAGUAAAAAGAUAUGUGCAUUUGAUUUGUCCAAGAGAACUAGAAAGAGAAAGAGUCGAUCUAUAGGCCCAUUGAAACAUUCUGCAUCUUCUGAAGAAGUAAGUAAUCAAGUCAAAAUUAGUAGCCAAAGCAUGCAGCAUUCAAUUACUUUACAAGAUCAGUCUCUAAUGAAACAAAAUCUGGCAAAUAUACCAUAUUCAAACCAGAAUGUUGCUUUGUCAUGUUCUGGUUUAGAAAAUCAGCCUUCUGCUGAUCAAUCUUCGAUCAAAACAACUGAUAAAAAUAUCUUACCAGGGAUCCAACAAAGCUUAUAUGAUUUGUGGCCAACAAUAAACAAGAAUAGAUUAAAUAAUUCCAAUAAAUUAGAGACUCCAAUUUCUAAUGCACCUGUACUGUUUCCAUCUAAUGGCUAUGAGGGGAAUGCUGGUUCUUCGGUGCCAAGUUAUAAUGAGGUGUCAGAGGACAAAUCAAAUAAGAGAAAAUAUAGAGGCUCAUAUAUAUACAACUCUUCAUUUAGAAAACAACUUCGUUCACUAUUGGAACAGCAAAAGGGUAAAAUUGUUGAAUUGUUUGAAAAAUUCAAUAGAUUAUCUGAAAAAUGGAAUGCUACUGUCCUAAAUACUUAUUUUACAGACACAUUGACUGAUCCUGUCUCUAUUGGAAUUAUAUCGCACAGAGAGGCAGAAUUACGACUUCAACUUUAUAGGACAGAAAUGACUGAUAGAAAUAAAUUACCAUUCGUCAAAAGUUUUUCUGAAAUAUCUGUCGAUACUCUUAGAACAGAAAAACCUAUUUACUUUUCUGCAAUCAUGUCAAGUGUAUCUGUAAUGAUGGCAGAAAAGGAUACAACUUACGAGACCAAUUUAAAAUUGGAUAGCUUUAUGCUGCAUAUCAUCAAGAAUCAGUUAUUCAAGAGCAAUGUUAAAUCGAUAGAGCUUUUAGAAGGGUUGUUAACUUUAUGUUUAUGGUAUAACAUUCCAGAAUGGUCAAGCAAAACACAUUAUCAUAUUUUUAAUUAUAUCUGUUGUUGUUUGACUAGAGACUUAGGACCCACAUUUGUUGCACGUACUUUUGAAAUUUUUAAUGAAGAUGACCCUUUCCAUAAUAAAGAUCAAUACAAAACUCCCUUAGAAACUUACAAAAAUGGACCAAGGCUUACUUUGGUAAAUUACAUCUCAUCCUUAAACAUAUCUUUAUUUUUAAGACAGAGUAACCAGAUAAGAUGGUCAUCAUUAACUGAACAUGCUUGUAAAUCUGUUCUAGAAGAAAAAGAGAAGAAUUUAAUGCCAAAAAUUGAAGACGAUGACAGAAUGCUGAUAGUAUUCGCAAGAUUAAAUCAUUUAUUAGAAAAGAUACAUUUGCAAUUAUAUGAAGCCUCCGAUUAUCACGAAGAGGAUGAUGAUCCUGAAUUUACAGAUAAACAUAUCAGAAAACUGAUUACAAAGUAUGAACUUCAACUAAAUAGCAUCAAAGAAGAAAUACCAGCUACUCGCCAUAGAGUGCUUGCAUUCUAUUACUCUGUUGAAGCAUAUUUCCAUCAAUUUAUUUUAAGGAAGUUCUUAAAUGAAUCACCUAAUCCAACAGAAUUGACAGAGGAAGUUAGAAUUGCAUUUAUCAGAUGUAAUAAAUGUUGUAUGGCCACAUUACAAGAAUUUGCAAAAUUAGAACCUCAGUUCAUCGCGUCGUUACCAUUAUUUCACAUUUCAAGAAUAAUAUAUACCGUUGGUUUACUUUUGUUGAAGGUCAGAUUUUGCAGUGUGACAAUGCCUGUAUUCCAUGAAUUUUUAGCUGACACCGAUCCAUCAGUAGAUGUUGUGAAUGAAAUUUCUAAGUUACUUGAAAGAACUGCAGAAAAAUACGUAUACAAUACUUUCAUAUUAAAAUUCCAAUAUGUUAUUGCAUUAUUUGUACAAACAUAUGGUAAUAAAGUGAUAGAUUCAGCAAAGAGUUCCUCAAGAAGACAAUCAACAAAUAAUGAACACGAGAUUAUCAAUAAAGAGAAUAUACGAGAAUAUCCACUGGAUAUACAGAAUAGUGAUACACUAAUUAACAAUUAUGAUAAUUCACAAAAAGAAGUCGUCCCUACUCAAAAUCAGAAUACUUCUAGCAAUAUAUUCCCUUCUGUAAAACCUGAGUUUGAAAAUGAGGUGCUCUUACCAACAGAAACAUCUUCAUCACCAUCUACAUCAAGCAUAAAUCUAAAUGAGUAUCUAGCUGAUAUAGACUCAUUGGUACUUGGUUUCAAUGCUUUGAACGAUGAAUUUUGGACUGAUGUAUUUAACAUUUAA